CUCUCUGCCAGCCAGUGGGUGUUGUUGCAAUGGUGGAUACGGAGGGACAUUGAAUGACUUUGGCUCCAUCACAAAAAGAUUCCUUCACCAAUUGGGUUUAAUUCAUAAACGGCGAGCAUGGAGACUCUUAUCCCUGUAAUAAACAAGCUCCAAGAUGUGUUUAAUACCGUGGGCGCGGAUAUAAUACAGCUGCCGCAGAUUGCAGUGGUGGGGACUCAGAGCAGUGGGAAGAGCUCGGUGCUGGAGAGCCUGGUGGGCAGCGACCUGCUCCCCCGCGGGACCGGCAUCGUUACCAGGCGACCCCUCAUCCUCCAGCUGGUUCACGUGGAGCCAGGAGAUGCCAGGAAAAACGAGGAUGGAGGCAGAGAGGGUGAAGAGUGGGGCAAGUUUCUACACACCAAGAAUAAGAUCUACACAGAUUUCGAUGAAAUCAGACAGGAAAUCGAAAACGAAACAGAGCGAGUAUCAGGGAAUAAUAAGGGAAUCAGCGAUGAACCGAUCCACCUGAAGAUCUUCUCUCCACAUGUCGUCAACCUCACGCUGGUGGAUCUGCCAGGAAUCACCAAGGUACCCGUGGGUGACCAGCCCAAGGACAUCGAGAUUCAGAUUAAAGAUCUAAUCGUGAAGCACAUCUCCAACCCGAACAGCAUCAUCCUGUCUGUAACGGCGGCGAACACAGACAUGGCGACGUCAGAGGCCCUGAAGGUGGCGCGGGAGGUGGAUCCUGACGGCCGGAGGACCCUGGCUGUGGUGACCAAGCUGGACCUGAUGGACGCUGGUACCGAUGCUAUGGAUGUGCUGAUGGGCAGAGUCAUCCCAGUCAAACUGGGCAUCAUCGGUUGCGUUAACAGGAGCCAGUUGGACAUCAACAAUAAGAAGUCGGUGGCUGAUGCGAUCCGUGACGAGCACGCCUUCCUGCAGAAGAAAUAUCCAUCUCUGGCCAACAGAAACGGAACCAAAUACCUGGCCCGAACCCUCAACAGGUUACUGAUGCAUCACAUCAGAGAGUGUCUCCCUGAGCUGAAGACUCGGAUCAACGUCCUGGCAGCUCAGUACCAGUCCCUGCUGAGCAGCUACGGCGAACCCGUGGAAGACCAGAGUGCCACCCUGCUCCAGCUCAUCACCAAGUUUGCCACCGAGUACUGCAACACCAUCGAGGGCACGGCCAAAUACAUCGAGACGGCAGAGCUGUGCGGAGGAGCCCGAAUUUGUUACAUAUUCCAUGAGACUUUUGGCAGAACCUUGGAGUCUGUGGAUCCUCUGGGAGGACUGAGCACCAUCGAUAUCUUAACAGCCAUAAGGAACGCAACAGGCCCGCGUCCGUCCCUGUUUGUGCCGGAGGUUUCCUUCGAGCUGUUGGUGAAGAAGCAGGUGAAGCGCCUGGAGGAGCCCAGUCUGCGCUGCGUGGAGCUGGUCCACGAGGAGAUGCAGAGGAUCAUCCAGCACUGCAGCAACUACAGCACGCAGGAGCUGCAGAGAUUCCCUAAGCUGCACGAGGCCAUCGUGGAGGUGGUCACCUCCCUCCUGAGGAAGAGACUGCCCAUCACCAAUGAGAUGGUCCACAACUUGGUCGCAAUCGAGCUGGCAUACAUCAACACCAAGCAUCCAGACUUUGCCGAUGCCUGUGGGGUCAUGAACAACAACAUAGAGGAGCAAAGGCGAAACAGGAUGAGAGAGCUGCCGACUGCAGUGCCCAGGGACAAGUCUGGCAAAGGCCCGCCUGGCCCAGUUGUGGUUUCUGGGGAGGCUUAUGCGUCUGCAUCAGACAUGGAUAGUGCCAAGGCCCCGGCUGCAGGGCCCAUGGGAGAGCAGGACGGCACGGGGAACUGGAGGGGGAUGCUGAAGAAGGGGGAGGACGCCCCCGGCUCCGGACCCGGGAGUCCCCUCAAAGGAGCCGUCAACCUACUCGAUGUGCCUGUACCAGUCGCCAGGAAACUGUCGUCACGUGAGCAGCGAGACUGCGAGGUCAUCGAGCGCCUCAUCAAGUCCUACUUCCUCAUCGUCCGCAAGAACAUCCAGGACAGUGUGCCAAAGGCGGUGAUGCAUUUCCUGGUCAACCAUGUGAAGGACAGUCUCCAGAGCGAGCUCGUUGGACAGCUGUACAAAUCUGGCCUCCUCAACGAUCUGCUGACCGAGUCGGAAGAUAUGGCCCAGCGGCGCAAGGAGGCUGCAGACAUGCUGCAGGCAUUGCAGAGAGCCAGUCAGGUGAUCGCCGAGAUCAGGGAAACACAUCUGUGGUGAAAAGUCAGUUCACACCUCACCUGUAAUCUCCUCAUCACAAACGCUCCACGCUCUCAUCAUGUCUGAACUCGAAGUCCUGGGUGUGCGUCUCAGCGUGCAGCAGGUCUCGAAGUAAAUUAAGAAAUGCAGGACGAGUGAAUAUUUAAAAUGCUUGAUGUUAUUUAGGACACAUAAACUGCUCUGCUCCGUCGGGGGCAGACAGGCAGCCACAGCACUUCUCCGUUUUGACAGAUUGUAGUCGACCGGGAUGGAAGUGGACUUACGAGUGAAAGUUGGGAUUUUGGCAGCUCCAUAAAAGAUCCGGAAAGUAUUUGAGCUGCAAGUUGUAAAAUGAUAAAAAAUUGCUUCUCGGUCCUUAAUUUGCAACGGUUUGGAUUAGAUGUAGCGCUGCUGUCAGAAGCCGCCGAACCUUCACUGGUUUUACAUUAUUUGCACUACUGUCACCACACUGUAAUAUAUAGCGAGGCGUUGGUCCUGACACUGUUUCCAUCAGAUUUAUUUAUUGUUGUGUUUAUUUAAAUGUGUGGACAGUUUCACGAGCACUAUUGGAACAAGUUCUUUGGUUAAGUUUACAUAUCGCUGCCUAUAUGUGAUACUCAUGGUGCACUGUGACUCUGUACGGUCCCCUAAAUAAUGAAUAAAUAGAGGUAUUUUAUUGCCA
This is a messenger RNA of Cololabis saira (Pacific saury), 2902 nucleotides long. Its product is annotated as dynamin-1-like protein. Gene Ontology annotation, cellular component: membrane; cytoplasm; microtubule. Gene Ontology annotation, molecular function: GTP binding; GTPase activity; microtubule binding. Lineage: Eukaryota; Metazoa; Chordata; Actinopteri; Beloniformes; Belonidae. Gene Ontology annotation, biological process: mitochondrial fragmentation involved in apoptotic process; mitochondrial fission. The record is from RefSeq and is a predicted model, not a curated record. The transcript has 19 exons. Bases 118 to 2241 code for a protein of 707 amino acids.